AUGGCCCACUCAGAUAAAGAAAACAUUAAGUGUCUUCGCUCGCACUCCCCAGACUCAGAGACCAUCACUGGAGAGACAACAACAGAUGUCAAAAGGCCCAAACGGGAACUCAUCCGUUGCAUCCCAUUGGAGGAAAUCGAGAAGCGGCUGCAAAAUUCUUCCAACCAGGCUGCCAGUGCGCACUCCGGUCUCGGUGUCUUCAACGACAUUCAUCAGACCCCCAUCCCCCCCUCCAUUUCACCAAAGACUCCUGCACCUCCCUACCGGCGCCAAAAUCCAGCACCCGUCGUGGUCUCUCAAAAUUACAUGCACAGGAUUGUUGAACAGUGGUGGGAUGCCGAAGUGAGGUAUUGCAAAGCGGCUCGCAAAGCACAACUGUUAGAGGUCGAACUUGCUGCACACGAUAUAAUCAAACUUGUAUGA
Molecule: messenger RNA, 423 nt
Organism: Suillus clintonianus
Lineage: Eukaryota; Fungi; Basidiomycota; Agaricomycetes; Boletales; Suillaceae
Exons: 3
Coding region: 1-423 (140 amino acids)
Source: RefSeq, a predicted model, not a curated record